AUGAAUGAAAACAGUGAGGUAGUGUACCUCGAUACUAUCAAAGAUGAACCAAAGACUGCCGAGGCUAACAGAGUUGUGGAACACCCAGAAGAAGCAGUUUCGUAUGGACAAUUCAAUGUUGAAAAUGGACGACCUAAAAUGAAAUUCAUCACGAGGAAAUAUCGUGAACAUGUAGAGUUACCCUUUUUCAAAGCAUGUAACAUAAUAAUACGAGAGAUGUAA
Molecule: messenger RNA, 222 nt
Organism: Necator americanus (New World hookworm)
Lineage: Eukaryota; Metazoa; Nematoda; Chromadorea; Rhabditida; Ancylostomatidae
Exons: 3
Coding region: 1-222 (73 amino acids)
Source: RefSeq, a predicted model, not a curated record